AUGACCGAGCCAAAUGAAGCACAGAAAAUUGCGCGUUUACGUUUCUGCUUAUCCGGUCAGGCACGAAUCGCCUUUGAUAGCAUGAACCCGCAACCAGUUACAUUAGCGGAGGCAAUAGCUUAUUUAAAAGGAAAAUAUGAAAAUGGAAAUAGUAAAGUUAUUGCGCGCCAAUUAUUGUCUAACUGUAGACAUGCGCCAGGAGAAUCGGUAUUUGAAUUUGCCAACCGUCUUUCCGAUACUGUACGUACAGCUCUAUCAGGAGAUGAUGAGGAAACGAUUAAAAAGAGAUUAUUAGAUGAAUUUCUAGAUAGAUUGAUACCUGAGCUUCAGUUUGAAGUAAAAGCUCAGAGACCCCAAGAUUACGCAAAUGCAUAUGAAAUCGCUUUAAAUUAUGAGUUACUGCUCGCUUCGCGAAGAAAUGCUUAUUCUGUUGCAAGUUGCUCUGAAAAAGUUGAAGCUUAUACAAUUCGGAAUGAACAUCGUGAAACUAGAACUUGUUAUAAUUGUGGGGUUCAAGGUCACAUCUCUAGAUUUUGUAGGGAACCUCGAAGGUCGUAUUAUAGCUCGAGGUAUUAUCAGCCUCAAUAUAAUGAGAGAUCUAAUUAUGGAGAAACUAGUCAUCAAAAUUAUAGAGAAUACGAACAACAUUAUGGAAAUAGAGAUCAGCAAAAAUCCAGGAAUUCAUAUGGAAGAUAUAGGAGUAGAAAUUCUGAUAGUGAUUCAAGCAAUUCUAGAGAUAGUGAACGAGAAAAUUGGAGAAAACAAAAACGAGAUAAUUAUGAGAAUCGUUUGCCAAAUCGUACGCGAUUUGAGAAUUCGAAUCCCAAAAUUGGAGCGGUUAACCCAUACUUGUUGGUAUUGGUUGCUUUGAUUUGCCUUAUAUGAGAACAGCAUUACAACAUGUCAAAACUUCAGAGAAGAAAUGCUAUCAGAAAAGAGAAUAAAUUUGAGGACAAAUUUCGUUAAAGGAGGGAGGAGUGAUAUGUCCGCUAUUUGAUGUUUUUUAUUUGUUAUCAAUUUUUGUGAAUGCUUCUGCCUUCU
This is a messenger RNA of Meloidogyne enterolobii, 1041 nucleotides long. NCBI's taxonomy places the organism in Eukaryota, Metazoa, Nematoda, Chromadorea, Rhabditida, Meloidogynidae. The record is from the annotation of a GenBank genome assembly.